Molecule: messenger RNA, 2159 nt
Organism: Cherax quadricarinatus
Lineage: Eukaryota; Metazoa; Arthropoda; Malacostraca; Decapoda; Parastacidae
Source: RefSeq, a predicted model, not a curated record
AUGUCGUCCUCCGAUAAGGUGUCGUCCUCCGAUAAGGUGUCGUCCUUCGACGAGGUGUCGUCCUAUGACCCGUCGUCCUCUGAACGGAUCGCUAUCCACCUUCUUUUCUCUGAAGUGGAAAGGUUUAUAGAAGAUGGAGUAGAUAAUAAUGAUCUUCCAUCUGUUCCUUAUACUUGGACUCCCCUGCCUGUGAGUCUGAAAUUAAAGCUGGUAAGCUUAUCCUUAAGUGACAGGGAUAGUUACCUGGAGGUCACCUACCACCUCAACCUCACCUGGUGGGACCUACGACUCCGCUUCAAUAAUCUCAAAAAUGCUUCACGUCUCAAUCAGGUUCCGGUGACGGAGCAUGGGAGGUUAUGGACGCCAUCUUUAACGUUGGUCAACGUGCGAGGGACUGAGAGGACGCUAAUGGACGACGAGGCUGUCAUCACCGUUCACCGCCAGGGACACCCUCUAGCUGAUGACUUAUCCGUGCCUGAGGACGUGAACGUGUACUUGGGGUUCGAGAACCCGCUGAGUAUGGAACGUAAAUAUACAUCUCAGUUCCUGUGCGACCUCAACCUACAUCUGUACCCUUUCGACGAGCAGCGCUGCUUCAUGCAUUUUGAGGCGCUCUCCGCCGCUACCGACUUCCUGGUGCUGGAGAAGAGCACUUCAGUGGUUGUGUAUGUCGGAGCCGAGCUGCUUAUUGAGUACACGGUAGUGAGUGUGGUCCUACAACUGGACAACAACCAGACAAUGGCCAAGGCUUUAGUGGAGGUGGUGUUGCAGCGAAGAAUAGGAUACCCAAUCAUCUCUAUCUACGUCCCCACCGUCAUCCUUCUCAUUCUGGCGUACCUUUCCCUCAUUUUCCGGAGGGAUGACUUCGAGACAAGAGUGGCGUCGGCGCUGACUGUCCUGCUAGUGCUGGCGUCUCUCUUCACUCAGACAUCUACAUCCCUGCCCAAAACGUCUUACUUCAAGAUGGUGGACGUGUGGCUUCUCUUCAGCAUCUCUCUAAUCUUCUUUGUCAUCGUCUUCCAUAUCGUAAUUGAUAUGGCUUACGAAGGCAAGCUCGUCGGCUCCUCCUCCAAUACAUCGCCUCACCCCACCAAGAUAACUUCCCUUAGUGUGGAUACCAAAAGAGAGACGGUGACCCACGGGGUGACCCACGGGAUGUCGCUUCCUGGUAGGGUAGCUGCCACUGCUAAGCCCAGUUGGUUUCGCCCCUUGGAUGGCGAGACAACAGUGGAGAGGAACAAGAGACUCUCUGAUAAACUCUUCAUACAAGCGCUGUUAUUGAUCCCAUGUUACUUCACUGCUUUCAAUUUUGUCUACUGGAUUUACAUUUUAGCUUGAUCUUCCAUGAAGAUUUUUUUCCUGCUCUCCCUUCGAUUCUCUUCUCUUCCUCUUUAUUGCCCUUCCUCUCACCCUUCUUCGUUCUCUUCCACGCCCUCACAGCCUUCCCUCUCAAAUUUGGUAAUCCAAAAUUAGGAGGGAAUGGUUCAUUAAGACACUGUUAACAGUAAUCAGAACGACUUAGUGUAAUACAGUGGUCAGAGACUUAUAAAAUGAUUUUUCAAAAUAGGAGGGUCUGAAGUAAAAAAGUAUAUAAACAUAAACACGGGCUAAAAUUUUUUAGGAGAUCUUUGGAUAAAGUAAAAGCGGAAACAACGCUUUGACUCAAAUACUUCUAAAGAAUUUUUCCUUGUCAAAAAUAAUUUUCUUUGCCAAAACAGUUUUCCUUUUGUGAUAUAACUAGAAAAGUUGUUUGUCUCGAACUUAGCUGUCUGAAGACCGAGCGUCCGCCAGUCCUGAAUAACCCCCAAGGGCUUAGCACUUCUAAUUUUUUGAGAGAGAUGAUUCCCCCAUUAUACAAAAUAUUCCUGGCAAGCCCUCAUCAUGCUUAAUUUUUCCUUGUUAGCAUAUUUUUUUGUGUAAUGAACACUUAGCGAAAAUAUAUUUAGCAUACGAGACCAUAACAGGAUUGUAUAUUUCAUCCUCCAAUCGAGGUUCUCUUCAGCUGAGAAGAUUCUCAACUGGAAGAUGACGUACAAAGACCUUUUUACUGGUUUUUAUCCCCGACAAUAAAGUCGGGUACAUACACUCACGUCUCCCUCGUCGGAGUUCAUUGGUUCGAACCGUAAGCGUUAACGCGUAUUUUUUAAAUUUAAAGAAAA